AAGAUCGAUCGAAAACGGCCUUUGUGUUGUUUGAAGGUACGUGGCAGUGGGUUCGGUGUCCAAUGGGAAUUUGCAAUGCGCCUGCCAGGUUUCAGCGAGCAAUGAACAUGACGUUCCAGAAUUUCGUCAACAAGACACGGCUGACGCAAGGGAUGAUUAACUUUUGCGUGAUCAUGUACAUGGACGACAUCCUGGUCUAUUCGAAGACUUAUCAUGGGCACGCGCAACAUAUUGAAUGGACACUGGGCGCACUGAGAGAUGCUGGGUUCAAGAUUGCGAUCGAGAAAAACGAAUUUUUCCUCUCGAAAAUUUCGUUCUUAGGCUACGUCGUGACACGUGGAGGAUUGAGGCCGGACUCGAGAAAAGUUGCGGCGGUGAAGGAAGCCCCGGUUCCCACGUCACUGACGCAGGUUCGAGCCUUCUUGGGGUUGGCGUCGUGCUAUCGACGUUUCAUCAAAGACUUUGUCGCGAUUGCACGACCGCUAACGAAUCUGUUACGGAAGGACCAGCCUCUCAAUUGGGACGCGGAGUGCCAGCAGGCCUUUGCAACCCUCAAAGACGCUCUGGCAACAACCCCUAUUUUGAUUCGGCCGGACCCCUCGAAGCAGUUCAUUCUCAUCACGGACUGGCAACCGGAAGCUAUUUCAACUAUUUUAGCACAGAAGGGGAACGAUGGUCGCGAACACGUCAUCGAGUACGCAUCUCGAACCGUACCAGACGAACGAAGAAACGACUCCGCACCUCAAGGCGAAUGCUAUGCGGUAGUUUGGGGAAUCCAACACUUCCAUCCGUAUCUCUACGGACAGAAGUUUCGCCUCGUAACGGAUCACGAACCUCUGUUGUUGCUGAUGAAACUCACCAACUACACGGGCAUGAUUGGCCGUUGGGCGGUGCGACUACAAGAAUACGACUUUGAUAUCGUCCAUCAAAAGACAGAGCGACACGACAACGAGGACGGGCUGACACGUCUGCAUCGACCUGCCAAGUCUGCACGGGCUCCCACCCUCUCCUACCGUGUUAAGGAGAAUAGUGCGCCGCUACUGAGUGAGGAGAAGUGGGACGCGUGGUGGGAGAACUAUAUCGAGCUCGCUUUCUGCCUACUGGAGAUAGAGUUCCGCUGGUCAGAGGCGGCCCCAUUCGGAGAAGGGCAGGAGCACCCAGAAGAUAGCGUGGAGUUUCUGAUCAUCCAAGCCUGGAGGACAGCGGAGCAGGGCGACCUGCUGGGAUUCCUGUUCGGGAAGGUGGAGGAGGGCAAUCUCACCUUGAUCACGGGCGAGUUGCUGGUGUUUUUGGCUCAGCUGGCGGACGAUCUGCCCCUGGACAUCUUGUCGCACAGUGACAAGCAGCCUGGCACCCACGUGUUGUCUCGAACGAUCGAGCCGAACCUUGUGUGGUCCACGUGCACGGAAAUCGACGAGGAUAAUUGUCUCUAUCCCUCCCAGGCGCUCUACUUGGAGAUCGACGUUACCGAUCUCACGUUUUGGGACCCGAUUGCGAGGCAAAACGUGGCGUAGGACGAGGAGAUAAGGGGAGCAAACGAAGAAGAGGAAGAAGAAGAGCCAUCGAGUGAGGAAAGGGACGAUCCGGACUACGUACCGGAAAGAGAGGCAGGGAUAGCCGACGAAUCAAACCAGCCGCAGGCG
Messenger RNA from Chara braunii, 1643 nucleotides. The record is from the annotation of a GenBank genome assembly. Lineage: Eukaryota; Viridiplantae; Streptophyta; Charophyceae; Charales; Characeae.